AUGACUAUAUCGGAGAGACAGAACGCGGCAACGUUCAUUGAACACACGACAGUGAAGCCGUUCUUUUACCAGCAAGCGAAUUUCAAGUGCUUCUACUGCAACGAGGUCUUCCCGGAAAUACACGCGGUGCUACAGCACACGGCCUUCCAUCCAACGCCGGACAGGACGAGCUUACUAAAACAAUACCUGCGCAAAGGGAAAAGAGUCAUCAAAGUCGAUAUAUCGUCGUUGAAAUGCAAAAUCUGCGACCAAAAGUACUCCGAUUUGGAUGAUAUCAGGAGGCACUUGACGGUCGCCCACAAGAAAGAGUUCAAUUCGGCCGGUAAUGGUCUAACGGCGUAUGAUUUAAGCACAAACAACAGGAUGCUGUCAUGCCACAAGUGCUUGAAGACUUUCAACUCGUUUUUCCUCCUGAACAGGCAUAUGAACGCUCAUUACAACGUGGUCUGCGAGACCUGCGGCCUGGGCUUCAUGUCGCACCAGAGGCUGAUCAAUCACAGGAUCGUCCACGAAGACGGCGUCCACAGAUGCGACAAGUGCCACGAAGCGUUCCCGACCAAACUGAAAUUGCGCUACCACAUCUUCAAGAGGCACGAAGCGGCGAACGCAAAGAAAAGGAAACCUUUAAAAUGUCCCCAUUGCUUGGAGAGAUUCUCGGAGCAUUACCGCAAAAUGACCCACCUGAAGGAGGCUCACGGGAUAACGUUCACGUUCGAGUGUCAAAGCUGCAAAUCUGUUUUCCCCACGCGCCGAGCCCUAACGGAGCAUACGACGAAACUGCACACCCAAAAGAUACAGUGUAAGGUCUGUGGUAAGUGCUUCGGGACGCAGUCACUGUUAAAGAUGCACGCCAGAGGGCACAGCGGUGAAAGGAAUUUCCUCUGCGACGUCUGCCAGAAGGCGUACAUGCAUGAGAGGACUUUGCGUCAACACAUGCGAGUCCACGGCACAGCUUGGAGGUUCGUGUGCCCGGAAUGCGCUAGCGGCUUCCACAAUAGGAACGAUUUUAACAAGCACAUGAGGCAGUGGCAUCCACAGUGGCAGCUGAGGACCGCAGUGAAGAAAUUCGGAAACGAAAUCGAUCAUUGA
Molecule: messenger RNA, 1089 nt
Organism: Bombyx mandarina (wild silkworm)
Lineage: Eukaryota; Metazoa; Arthropoda; Insecta; Lepidoptera; Bombycidae
Product: zinc finger protein 85-like
Source: RefSeq, a predicted model, not a curated record